This is a messenger RNA of Kockovaella imperatae, 954 nucleotides long. RefSeq lists its product as hypothetical. Gene Ontology annotation, cellular component: Golgi membrane. The record is from RefSeq and is a predicted model, not a curated record. The transcript is spliced from 2 exons. The coding region runs from base 1 to 954 and encodes 317 amino acids. Lineage: Eukaryota; Fungi; Basidiomycota; Tremellomycetes; Tremellales; Cuniculitremaceae. Gene Ontology annotation, biological process: protein N-linked glycosylation. Gene Ontology annotation, molecular function: glycosyltransferase activity.
AUGGCUGUAUCGACAUCUUCCACUACCUCUGAGCCCCAUGUGAACCUCCGUCACGAUGAGAUACCCAUUUCCACCGCCCGGCCGACACCUCGUGUCUUGAUCUUGCAGCACGUGUAUCCUCCGAAGAAGUCUUUCUGGAUGAACCUCCGAGGCAAGAGUGAAGAAUCAUUAUACAAGGCAUCUAUUUUGAGUCAUCAGACGUACGCCCGAGCAUGGGGACACGGGUACAUAUUAGAUCGGACUCGAUGGCUCGGGGCAGAUGACCCGCGAUCAAAACACUUGAGUAAGGUGUACACACUCCUCCACACUGUGAUUACAGAGCUGGGAAGGGAGGAACAAGGAGCUGAGUGGAUCAUGUUCGCGGAUGCCGAUACACUCAUUCUUGAUCCUUCCAUCUCCCUAUCUGAGUUCCUGCCUCAACCUCACAACCAUCCAUCGCCUAUCAUCCUUGCCAACGUCGAUCACCGAGGAUUCAACGCUGGCGUCAUGAUCUUCCGUGUCUCCCUCCGACUAGCUACUUUCCUUAUGGACAUGCUUGCAAAUGAAAUCGAGCUGUUUGAAUCGAUAGGAAUCCAUCCGUCGGAUAAACAUCUCUUCGGAUACACUCUACAGCAAGACAAGCAUAAGGACGUAGCUGAGGCUUCCGUGCAGAUUCCUCAGAGAUGGUUGAACGCGUAUCAUAUCGAGGGCGAUGGUCCAGCCUUACAUGUCCAUCUGGUCAAUCAGAGGAAAUGGGAAGAAGACUGGAAGAGGACGAUAAUAGGGAGGGCAGAUGAAGUCUAUGAGGAGGCGAGGAGGCAGAAGCUCGUCAUCAGCAGAGGAUCGAGUACUCGGGUUGGGCUAAGAGAUGCGCUCGUGCAAAUGAAUUCGUGGCGAGAAGCGAGGGAUGUGGCCAGAGAGUUUUGGCGGGAUCCGAAACGAGGUAUCGGGGGCAUCAUAUUCAAUGAGAUCUAG